This is a messenger RNA of Equus caballus (horse), 2993 nucleotides long. It is a transcript of the gene TMEM269, whose product is annotated as transmembrane protein 269. NCBI's taxonomy places the organism in Eukaryota, Metazoa, Chordata, Mammalia, Perissodactyla, Equidae. The record is from RefSeq and is a predicted model, not a curated record.
GCUAAGAGCCAGGGAUAAGAGGCUCGGGACUGUGUGGCCCCCUCGCCUGGGCUGGCCCGCCACCGCCACACAGGAAGCGAGGAAGGAGCGCCGCCCCCACCCCAUCUAGGAAUGUCCAGUCCCCGGGCCUCCUGCUGGGCACAGGGGACCUCCAUCAGCACGCACGUGGCUUCCCCUGUAGUAGAGGAGGAAGACCAGCUAGGCAAUGCCAAUACAGAGCGCCAAGUGUCGCACGGUCAGUGCACCAGUUUCUGUCUGAUUGACAACCAGAGCCGCUCCCAGAUGAGUGAAUUUUCCUGGAAGGAUGUUACCAGUGCCUUGUCCCUGGCCAACUUGAUCCUGGGGCUUUUCUCCAUCUUCUGCAGCUUCUGCAAGAAGUCCCACUGUGCCUCCUGGAUGCUUCUGAUGAGCUUCCUGUUAGACAUGGCGGUCAGGGCAAUGACCAGACACCUCAACAUCUGCUCCAAGUUGGGAGCUGAGCUGAAUGACUUUGCUGUCUUCACCACCUUUGGCCUGGCAUCAGCCCUGCUCCUAGGCGUGAAUGGGGCUCUGAACGGGUUCCUGGCCAUCAUCUAUGUGUUAGCUGCUUCUUUCCGCCUGUGUUUUUAUUCAAGUGGCAUUCCCUUCACAUACAAAGGUCUACCCUGCCCCUACGCUUCCUGUGUCUUGGCCUCCACCUCCCUUCUGACCAAAGGCAACACGUUCAUUCUCUCUUGCAUGGCCUCACUCAUGAUCCUCUUCAUGAUGGACCAAAGCUACUACCCACACGACGAAAUCCUGGAGUCUCAGAACUGGAAAAAAAUGGUUUAUCUGGCAGGUGUCAUCAUGCUAUUUUUGUCUCCAUUCUCGCUAACCGCUUUUUACUGCCUGAUGUGGUCGCUGUCCUACAUCUUCUUUCCAGAAGUUCUGUGGGGCAAGGCAGAGUGUCUUAGGCUACAGCACGGAGGAAACUAAACAGCUCUACCAACGGCCACUGGCCUCUGUGGGGUUUGUGCCAGCGUGCCGGGCCAAGCCUGCCUUAUCCUCACUAAAUCUUUCCUUGUCCCUGCAUUGUGCGUGUGCAAGAUACAUGUUGCCUUGAACUAGAGCAGCCCACAGUGGGGCCAGCGGCCUUCACUUCUGCCUCUUUAUUCAGGGCUCUGAAUCCCUUGGGGACAACAGUUGCCUAUGUCAUAUAGAACAGAAUUUUUUCUUAAGCUAAACUUGGGCCAGGUUUGAGUUCCAGCUUUGUUUUUAGCUGAGUGACCUUGUGUACUGCGGUUAACCUCUAGGAAAGGAGUGAAACCAUUUGGUAUUGGUAUGGCCUCCACUCCAGUGGUGGGGUGGUGCUCACUAAAGCAUUUCUUUUUUUUUUUCCUUCUUCUUGUUCUUCUCCCCAAAACCCCGCAGUACAUAGUUGUAUAUUCUAGUUGUAGGCCCUUCUGGUUGUGCUGUGUGGGACGCUGCCUCAGUAUGGCCUGAUGAGCAGUGCCAUGUCCACGCCCGGGAUCCCAGCCAGCGAAACCCUGGGCCGCUCAAGCAGAGGGCGCGAACUCAGCCACUCGGCCACGGAGCUGGCCCCUAACGCAUUUCUUAAACUCGCAGUGUCUGGCUCUGUAGAUCAGAGCAAUCACAGGACAAUCAUGUUGCCCAACUUGAAUGUGUGUGGGAUUUUGUAACUUAAAAUUCUAUGUUUCAACAAUGAAAUCGUCUGCCUUUUGCUUUGUUUAGAGAUUAGACAUAUUGGCAGCUUGAGGACAUCAUUUGGUUUCCAGGAUCUGUUGAGUGGUUUUUCCCUAAGCCCUAAAAUACUAAACUCUAGAUAUUAAACACUACUUCAUAUUCUAAAAUCCAAAUCAAAUAAAAAUAAACAAUAUUGCUUUCAGGUCCACUGAAAGCAACACCCCCCAGCACUGCCUCUGGACUUUCUCCCUCCAGAUGUUUCACCAAAGGACUGUUGGCUAGUUCUGCCCCUUCCUCAACCAGGGCACCAGAGCCCCUUUCACCUCAGGUCUAACUUCUUGAAGUUUGCAGCACAGUGCAUGUGGCAAAUAUGCCUUAAAUCUAAAAUUAGGUUUUAAAAAUAGAAAUCCAAAGAAGUUCAUAUGACUAUGAUUUGGUUUUAAAGGAACAGCUAGCUCCCGCCUCUUCCCCACUGCCCUCUAUUCAUAUCUCAGCUGUAUCACGGAUGUUUUUUCCUAGUUAGAUGAACAUGUCUGUGUCCCACUAGAUUUUAAGUUCCUUCAGUUUUAUGUUUUUUUAUUUCUGCUGCCUGCCACAGUGCCUGGUGCUCAAAAAUGUUUACUUUGGAGAUGAAUUGAAUUAAACACGACACAUAAAAUAACUAGAAUAGUGAAUGAUGUGUAAAAGGGGUUAAGUAAAUGUUAGAUCUCUCCUUCUCUCCCCUCUAGCCUUCCUCCCUUUCUGUUAGAUAACUUUCCAUUUAAAAUAACAGUAACAAUAAUAGUUAACAUAUAUUUAGCCCUUCUUCUGUGCCAGGAACUGAUCUUUGCACUUUACUAUUCCACUUAAUCCUGCACACAACCCAACGAGGGAAGCAACCAUAGGCUUAAGUCAGAAGUUCUGAAAGUGUUCCUGACACCUUUUCAGGGCUAAAACUAUCUUCUUAAUAAUCCUAAAACCGGGACUGAAAUGUCGCUAUUGACAUUUUGCUAAUGGUGCAAAGCAACUGUGGGUAAAGCUGCUGGGACCUUGGUGCGAAUCCAGGCAGUGGCACUAAAUGGUACUGGUUGUCUCGAGGAAAAACAUUGGUUUGAGUCUGAACUGAACUAGCUGCUUUUCUUAUGAAACACCAAAGGAUGACUGACAGACAAACUAGGGUUUUUCAGACGUGGUUUUCUUGAAAUAUGAACUGGGUGAGACUGUCACUUCAAGAAAAAACAGUUCUUGUUGCCAAGGAUAAAAUUUGAGCAUUUAAGUGAGCAUUAGAAUUUUGGAAACUUGUAUCCACCACCUUGACACUGACAGUUUUCCAAUACUCAAAGACAGUUCUU